Messenger RNA from Penicillium cataractarum, 1032 nucleotides. RefSeq names its product tyrosinase family protein. The coding region runs from base 1 to 1032 and encodes 343 amino acids. Gene Ontology annotation, molecular function: oxidoreductase activity. The transcript is spliced from 4 exons. The record is from RefSeq and is a predicted model, not a curated record. NCBI's taxonomy places the organism in Eukaryota, Fungi, Ascomycota, Eurotiomycetes, Eurotiales, Aspergillaceae.
AUGCGUCUUUCGACUCUGAGCACGGCGUUUAGCGUGAUAGCUUGUGCGGUUGCUACAACGCCCUCUCACUCCCACGCCAAAUCCCAUGUUCGACGUGGUGGGAAUCAUGAGACAGAGAUUCCAGGCUAUUUCACUGGAACUUGCACCCAGGAGAAGAUGACCAUUCGCAAAGAAUGGCGGCAUCUGUCCAAGGCGCAGCAGAACAAGUUCCUUGACGCUGUUCAGUGUCUGAUGGACAGUCCUGCAAAGUCUGGACUCACGGCCACAACGAGCCGCUUCAGUGACCUUCAAGCUCUUCAUCGUGGCAUGACCAACACUGCCUAUGCGGAUAUCAUUCACCAUGUCGGUCAAUUCUUGCCGUGGCAUCGCUACUACAUGCAUAUCUAUGAGACACUUCUCCGUGAUGAGUGUGGCUACACCGGCGCUAUUCCAUGGUGGAACGAACAAAAGGAUGCGGAUAGUGGCGACAUGUGGCAGUCUUCUAUGUGGGGAGCUGAUGCCUUUGGAGGAAAUGGAACCGGCUCUGGAAACUGUGUCCCUGAUGGCCGCUUUGCAAACUACACGCUUCACAUUGGCCCCGGUGAUGAAGACACCGACUACUGCCUGCGUCGCGCAUGGGACACCGAGAAUGCGGUUGUAAAUGCUAACAGCACUGCCCUCGAUAUGUGCAAUGCAUACAACACGUACUCGCCUUGGUGGGAUUGUAUUUCGAACAUUCCUCACAAGGGCGUUCACACCUACAUUGGCGGAGUGAUGGCCGAUAUCAAGUCCUCUCCCGGUGACCCCAUUUUCUUCAUGCAUCAUAUGUACAUUGACCGGGUUUGGUGGUUGUGGCAGAAGCAAGACCCUGUCAACCGACUCUUCGACAUCAGCGGCCCUACCUUGAACGAGACUGCCAAUGUUGAACCGGCUGGUGGCUGGCAGAAUGCUACUCUUCACUAUGAGCUCUCGUCUUUCAACAUCAAGCCAAACACGACGAUUGCCCAUGUGAUGAACACCCAGGGUGGCUACUUGUGCUAUGGAUACGACUAG